Molecule: messenger RNA, 1365 nt
Organism: Hyalella azteca
Lineage: Eukaryota; Metazoa; Arthropoda; Malacostraca; Amphipoda; Hyalellidae
Exons: 5
Molecular function (GO): zinc ion binding
Source: RefSeq, a predicted model, not a curated record
UGGACGCCGUCGUCCUGCCCUCAGCACGGGAAGACACAGGACUACCUCUGCGCCGACUGCGAGGAGCUCGUCUGCUUUACCUGCACCAGGGGCGCCCACGCCCCCCACAGCAUCGAGCUUCUGGACGACCUGAUCUCUGGGGCAGAGUGUGACGGUAGGGCCAGGGUAAAAAUACGGACCACGAUACAAUGCAGGCUUGGGCGCGUGAAUAAUUUGGUCUCAACCACCAGCGAGAUCUCCAAGUUGCUCAACGAACUGACUAACCUUAAGUCCGGGUUCGAUGGAUGGAAAGAUUCGUUGCUCGCUCAGAAAAUUGCCGCGGAGCAAGAUUUGGAGACCUGGGAUCAACCGGUUGUUAAUGGGAACAGGAAACAUGAGUACGUGGAGAUUAUAAAGCGUUUAAAAUACAAACCAGAGGAAGAUGUGAACUUACCUGAAAUGAACGAAAAGUUGGAUAUACUUGGCAAUAAAUGCAAUACUCUGAAGGAGUUGAUCGCAAGACAGACGACUACCACUCCCCACCCAGUGCUGGACACCACAACACCCAGCGGGAUGGGGGAGGCCGCACCCCCAGUGCAGAGCACCUCAACACCCAGCGCGAAAGUUCACUACACCCCCAGAGUUCUUCGGAAACAGAACUUCGUGCGUAACCUCUUGCCGAAUGGCAAACCGUGGACAGUCACUAACUAUGAUGAAGGAGAAAGAGUUAUCGCUAGCCUGUCCAACAACAGGAAGCCCAGUCAUCUCAUAGUUUUGUCUCUUCACACCAGCCCCCUCCAGCGGCCGAAGGAGCUCAUCACAGGACUCACUGACAAUGUCGCCGGGGACAUCACAUUUUUGCCUCUGGACUCCUUCUGGAAGCCGUCAGCACAGAGGGAUAGCGACCUGGAUGCAAUCAUCAACCAGUUUGGGCCUCGGCUUAGUGCCGUCUACGGCUCUCCCGCCCAAGUGCUCGCCUACAUGGGCGUUCGGUGUCAGGAGCCGCGGAGGUUCGGCGUGCGGGUGGCCAGCUUGGAGGACGCCGUGCGGUGCGCAGCUUUGCCACUACGAGCUGAUGAUGUCUGCUUCGUGCGAGAAGCACCGGCCCGCGUUGGCACUGACCUGAAGAAUCUCGGGUGGAGGAACAUUACCCGCUGCCAUUUACCCGACCUGGGUGACGGUGAUUUGGACUGGGUGUCCAACAUACUUCACCCUUUCAGAGACAGCAGCCUGGCCCUGGGCUACAUAAAUGUUCUGUCGCAGUCCAGCCGAGGAGACGCUAACAGGACUUUCAACUUUCCUCUGAUCCAGCCUCUGGUGAAUCUGGACUGCAACACGACCAACGACUACCAGAACCUCGCCUACUCUGUUGUAACAACAGGAUGA